Messenger RNA from Rhizophagus irregularis DAOM 181602=DAOM 197198, 1021 nucleotides. RefSeq lists its product as uncharacterized. The record is from RefSeq and is a predicted model, not a curated record. Lineage: Eukaryota; Fungi; Glomeromycota; Glomeromycetes; Glomerales; Glomeraceae.
AAUGAAAAAUGUCUGAAGUCACUAUCCUGUGUUUUCUUCAAGGUAUAGACGGCCCAUUUAACGUUACGGUUGGCAAAGACGAUACGAUUGAAAGGCUAAAAAAGCUAAUCUUAGUCAGGAGCGAAAAAAGUAUCGCAACGGAUGAAUUCAGAAUCUGGAAAGUAUCCGUGCCUGCUGAUAAUAUUGUGGGCUUACAAAAAGUUCCGGCUGAAGUGUUAGAUUUCGUAGAAUUAUUAGAUAAUGAGAAAACAGUCUCCGAUGCAGUGAAGAUCAUCAGGAAAGAUGUUAUCCAAGUUUAUAUGGGCAAAAAUGUGACUUCCUUGAGGGAUGAGUUGAGGGAGUUAAAGGCAUUAGUUCACGCUCAGAUUCAAGCACAGGCUCAAAUGUGUGAAAAUAUUCGAAUAUUAACUGAUCGUCUCAAUUGUGUCAAAUUUAGCGGGACUGAUAGCGAAGUCGGAAAUGUGACAACGGGGAAGAGUAGUAGUUUCUCACCACCUCGAAAGGCUUCCAAGCAACCGUCCGGAACAUUGUUAAGAAAACUAUGUGAAAAGAAGAAAAUCCAAAUUGGCGAUACAUUACGUUAUGAGAAAGACGGGAAAUCUUAUGAUUUCAGGGUUAUAAAAAUUGAUAGAAGUAAUAAACCCUUGUUUUCUUGUACGUAUAACGACCAGAAAUAUGAAGAAAGUAACGGUGACUUGGAACCGUUGUUGCGGAAUGCUUUGUCAAAAUUUACCGGACAAACUGUUUUAUAUCUAAGGGAUGUUUAUGAUAACACUUAUCUUAUCCGCGAUAACCAGGAAAUCGGAAGUCUUAAAACCAUUAAAGCUGAACUUGGAUCAUGAGCAUAUAUUUGUUUUGUAAAUGUUGUAUACUACAAUGUAAUAAAGUUUGUCCGUGUUGCUUUCGUCCUACCUCACGGUCAUUUUUGAAUCAUGUGAGAUAAGUCACGAAAUCAUGUAAAAAUAUGCCGCAGUAUAUACGUAAAAAUACUGACUAAUAGACGUUUUCCUGCGGUCCUGAA